CAGCCGCCGCCGCCGGGCGCCGAGCGGGGCGGCCGCCCUCCCCGAGGCGCGCCUGCGCACGUUCCCACGCACGCUCCGGCGUACGGCGGCGGCCAGGGGUCGCGAGCCGGUGGAGGACCCGCGCGCGGAGGAGCCCGGAGAGUCAACGCUUCUUCCCUCCCUCCCCUAUUCCCCUCCCCGCUCCCUCCCCCCCCUCCCCAAGAAUGUUCCGCUACGAGUCUUUGGAGGAUUGUCCUCUGGAUGAAGAUGAAGAUGCAUUUCAGGGCCUGGGAGAGGAAGAUGAAGAGAUUGAUCAAUUUAAUGAUGAUACAUUUGGGUCAGGUGCAGUUGAUGAUGAUUGGCAGGAAGCACAUGAGCGCCUGGCUGAAUUGGAAGAGAAGCUGCCAGUGGCAGUUAAUGAACAAACAGGCAAUGGAGAAAGGGAUGAGAUGGACUUGUUGGGUGACCAUGAGGAGAAUCUGGCAGAAAGGCUCAGUAAGAUGGUGAUUGAAAACGAACUAGAAGACCCAGCUAUCAUGACGGCAGUGCAGACCAGGCCUGUUUUGCAACCCCAACCAGGAAGUCUCAAUUCCAGCAUCUGGGAUGGAUCUGAAGUUCUGAGGCGAAUCCGAGGACCACUGCUUGCUCAGGAAAUGCCUGCAGUGUCUGUAUUAGAAUAUGCCUUGCCUCAGAGGGCCCCUCAGGGUCCAGAAGAUGAUCGGGACCUUUCUGAGCGUGCAUUACCAAGGCGGUCAACGUCACCUGUCAUUGGGAGUCCUCCUGUUAGAGCUGUCCCCAUAGGCACCCCACCUAAGCAGAUGGCUGUACCCAGCUUCAACCAGCAGAUCCUGUGUCCGAAGCCUGUCCACGUUCGGCCCCCAAUGCCACCGCGUUAUCCUGCUCCCUAUGGUGAGAGGAUGUCUCCAAACCAGCUGUGCAGUGUGCCGAACUCUUCCCUACUGGGUCACCCUUUCCCUCCUAGUGUUCCGCCUGUUCUCAGCCCCCUCCAGAGAGCACAGCUUCUUGGAGGAGCACAGCUACAGCCUGGACGGAUGUCUCCCAGCCAGUUUGCACGGGUCCCUGGAUUUGUUGGUAGUCCGCUUGCUGCUGCCAUGAAUCCCAAGUUGCUGCAAGGGCGAGUUGGGCAGAUGCUUCCCCCAGCACCAGGCUUCCGUGCCUUCUUUAGUAAUCCACCCCCUGCUACCCCACCUCCUCCACAGCAGCACCCCCCUGGCCCAGGACCUCACCUGCAAAACCUAAGAUCUCAGGCCCCAAUGUUUAGACCAGACACAACUCACCUUCAUCCCCAGCACCGUCGACUCUUGCAUCAGAGACAGCAACAGAAUAGGAAUCAGCAUCGGAAUCUCAAUGGUGCAGGAGAUAGAGGAAGUCACCGGAGCAGUCAUCAAGACCAUCUCCGAAAGGAUCCCUAUGCCAAUCUCAUGUUGCAGCGAGAGAAGGAUUGGGUCUCUAAAAUCCAGAUGAUGCAGCUGCAAAGCACUGAUCCCUACCUGGAUGAUUUUUAUUACCAGAAUUACUUUGAAAAACUGGAGAAACUGUCAGCUGCUGAAGAAGUGCAAGGUGAUGGCCCUAAAAAGGAGCGCACCAAGCUCAUUACUCCUCAGGUGGCCAAACUGGAGCACGCCUAUAAGCCAGUGCAGUUUGAGGGCUCUUUGGGAAAGCUUACUGUCUCUAGUGUGAAUAAUCCCCGAAAAAUGAUUGAUGCUGUUGUGACAUCUCGGAGUGAGGAUGAUGAGACAAAAGAAAAACAAGUUCGGGACAAGAGACGAAAAACCCUUGUCAUAAUUGAGAAAACCUAUAGUUUACUCCUGGAUGUGGAGGAUUAUGAAAGGCGGUAUCUCCUAAGUCUAGAAGAAGACCGACCUGCUCUGAUGGAAGAAAGAAAGCACAAAAUUUGCAGCAUGUAUGACAACUUAAGGGGGAAAUUGCCUGGACAAGAGAGGCCAAGUGAUGACCACUUUGUACAGAUCAUGUGUAUUCGAAAAGGGAAGAGAAUGGUUGCCCGUAUUCUUCCUUUCCUCUCCACAGAGCAAGCAGCUGACAUUCUCAUGACAACGGCCAGGAACCUCCCUUUCCUUAUCAAGAAGGAUGCACAAGAUGAGGUGCUGCCAUGCUUACUGAGUCCCUUCUCUCUCCUCCUCUAUCAUCUUCCAUCAGUGACUGUCACCAGCCUUCUGCAACAGCUAAUGAACCUACCUCAGAGUGCAGCUGCACCAGCAGCCUCCAAUCCUCACCUCACUGCUGUGCUCCAGAACAAGUUUGGCCUGUCACUGCUCCUCGUCGUCCUGAGCCGUGGGGAAGACCUACAGAGUUCAGACCCUGCUGCAGAGUCAACGCAAAAUAACCAGUGGACGGAGGUGAUGUUCAUGGCAACCCGAGAACUUCUGCGGAUUCCCCAGGCAGCCCUGGCCAAGCCAAUUUCUAUACCCACAAACCUAGUCUCCCUCUUUUCUCGCUAUGUUGACCGACAGAAACUGAACUUGCUGGAGACAAAACUGCAGCUAGUUCAGGGGAUACGAUAAAAGAUCUCCAAAUGUGUCCAGUACCUCCUUUUGGCUGCCAUCUGCACUGCCGCCAUCACCAGUGGAGUGUUUUUAAUGAGGGAGGGAAGGUAGCUUUUUCCCCACUGCUCUGUGAAAUUUGGCUGGGUGAUACUUUUGCUGGUUUCUUCUUACCUUCUGUGUUACAAUUCUGCAUGUCCUACUUUUACUCACUUCUCAAUUUUGCAUUUUCUUUGCCCUAGAGACACAAAUAUAAUCUCUCCUUUUAUCCCACCACCACUGUUCCAGUUCAGAGUAGAUUGUAGCCUGCCCAAGGAUUCUUUCCCUCAUCCUACUGAAGUCUUUUUUCAUUGCCCCAUGUUAAUAUGACUAUAGGAGAGCCAGUUAAGUAGAAACGAAGAUAUAUAUAUGCGUGCACAUACACCCCUCUACAUAUGUUUAUGUGGUCACCAGAGGAUCCUUAAAGAACAAGUUUUAGAUUGAGAGAUAUUUAGUUGACACAUUCCUUCUCUAAACACAAACCAGCUGAUGUGUUUUUAAUCUAUUUCUAGUCCAUCUUGUAAUUAAUUUGGCGGGUUCUACCUGUUUUAAUAUAAAUAUAGGGUAUGCAGCACAUUUAAUAAAAUCAGAACUCUUAAUUGGCUGAUGGCCAGCUCUAGGCUGAGAAGUCCUUUUUUCCCUCCCCGCUCAUAUUUCCUGUGUUUCUGUCCUCAAUGGAAACAGCACACGGUUAAGCCUUUCUCCUGCUACAGCCACAGUGUACUUGAGCCUGUUCCCUCAAGGGCAUGGAAGAUUGUUCAAGAUGAUCCUAACUUAGAGCCUGCUUCCACAGUGUAGCUUUUGCACACUCACUCUGUCUUCCUGAGACUACUUCAGUAAGCCGUGCUUUUCCUUCUCUCCCGUUUUUAUCUGGUGUCCUGGGUGGAAACCUCCAUAUGUAACCAUGGAAGCUAAGUUUGGCUUGCUUGGCUCUUCAGUCUGCUCCACACCGUGAGCAGGACUGCUCCCCUUGCUACUUGGUCUGACCCAAGUCCCAUUCCCAGGCAGCCUGGGGCUUGGGUUUGAAUCCCAGCAGGGACAGCCUGCCAUAAUACUUUUCACUUGUCCUUCUCCCAUUCAGAAAUCAACCAAGAUAAGGGAUUUUGAUCCUUGGUGAUUAUAGCCCUUAGGAAAAUUAAAUCUGGAUUAAUUUUACCUGACUGUCCUGAUACACUCUUUGCUGUUCUCACCUUUUCGAAUGUAGUGGGGGGACAGGUUAUGAUAUUUAAACAGAAUAAACAUUUUGCACAUACAUGUAUUGUACAACAGUAAAAUCCUCUGUUAUAACCAGCUGUUCAUGUUCUCCAUCUCCAUUUCGUCCUGUUCUGUAGCUCCAGGCUCCAUCCGCUGUUCCCCAGUGACAUUACCUAGCUUCCCUCUGCCAUUAUCUACUGACUAAUUCCACCAUGCGCCUUUCCUACCUUCCCUUCACAACUGAUCAAGUGAAUACUUGAUUAU
This is a messenger RNA of Ceratotherium simum simum (southern white rhinoceros), 3998 nucleotides long. It is a transcript of the gene PATL1, whose product is annotated as PAT1 homolog 1, processing body mRNA decay factor. Gene Ontology annotation, molecular function: RNA binding. Gene Ontology annotation, cellular component: P-body. NCBI's taxonomy places the organism in Eukaryota, Metazoa, Chordata, Mammalia, Perissodactyla, Rhinocerotidae. The record is from RefSeq and is a predicted model, not a curated record. Gene Ontology annotation, biological process: P-body assembly; deadenylation-dependent decapping of nuclear-transcribed mRNA.